GAGGAAUGACGCUAUGGAUUCCGACCAAUGAUGGACGUCUGGGUGUGUGACGUCACUCUUUUCCAGCCAAUGAAAAAGGACGGAGUGGAUAUAUAGUGGUUACAUCUCCGUAUGUAGGUCCUUUCAGUCGUGCCAGUCGACGCAGGCUUGUUGUUAAGAUCGGAACCUAACCAAUAACUUGCAAAAAUGGGUAAGGAGAAGAUUCACAUUUCCAUUGUCGUGGUUGGUCACGUAGACUCUGGCAAGUCAACCACCACUGGCCAUCUCAUCUACAAAUGCGGUGGUAUUGACAAGAGAACCAUCGAGAAGUUCGAGAAGGAAUCCAGUGAAAUGGGCAAGGGUUCCUUCAAGUAUGCCUGGGUUUUGGACAAGCUCAAGGCUGAACGUGAACGUGGUAUCACCAUUGACAUCGCUCUCUGGAAGUUUGAAACCAACAGGUUCUACGUCACAAUCAUUGAUGCCCCAGGCCAUCGUGAUUUCAUCAAGAACAUGAUUACAGGAACAUCUCAGGCUGACUGCGCUGUGUUGAUUGUAGCUGCUGGUACUGGUGAGUUUGAAGCUGGUAUCUCCAAGAACGGUCAGACCCGUGAGCACGUACUCUUGUGCUUCACCCUGGGUGUCAAGCAGCUCAUUGUAGCUGUCAACAAGAUGGACAGCACUGAACCUAAGUACAGUGAGAAACGUUUUGAGGAAAUCCAUAAGGAAAUUACUGCCUACGUCAAGAAAGUUGGUUACAACCCAACCAUUGUACCUAUCAUUCCCAUUUCUGGUUUCAACGGAGACAACAUGUUGGAGAAGUCUGACAACAUGUCAUGGUGGAAGAAGAGGAAGAUUGAACGCAAGAGUGGAUCUUAUGAAUACGAGACCCUCUUCGAUGCUCUGGACAACAUCGAGCCCCCAUCAAGACCUACGGACAAGGCCCUUCGUCUUCCUCUCCAGGAUGUAUACAAAAUUGGUGGUAUUGGAACAGUGCCUGUUGGACGUGUGGAGACUGGCAUCCUUAAGCCCGGUAUGGUGGUCAACUUUGCACCAACUGGACCUACCACUGAGGUAAAGUCUGUUGAGAUGCACCACGAAGCUCUGACUGAGGCUGUUCCUGGUGAUAACGUUGGCUUCAACGUUAAGAACGUCUCUGUCAAGGAGUUGAAGAGAGGUUUUGUAGCAUCUGACUCCAAGAACGAUCCUGCCAAGGAGGCCCAAGAUUUUACUGCUCAGGUUAUUGUGCUAAACCACCCCGGCCAAAUCCAGGCUGGAUAUUCCCCUGUGCUCGACUGCCACACUGCUCACAUUGCUUGCAAAUUUGCCGAAUUGGUGACAAAGAUCGAUAGGCGUACUGGUAAGGAGCUCGAGGCUGCUCCAAAAUGCGUUAAAUCUGGAGACUCCUGUAUUGUAAAGAUGGUACCUACCAAGCCAAUGUGUGUAGAAACAUUCCAGCAAUAUCCUCCCCUUGGUCGGUUUGCUGUCCGUGACAUGAAGCAGACCGUAGCUGUAGGCGUAAUUAAGGAAGUCACCAAGAAGGAAGCUGGUGGCAAGACCACAAAAGCUGCUGAAAAAGCCCUGAAGAAGAAGUAACCUACAUCUUAGAGACCAUAAUUGGUUUGUACUGUGUUAUCUAGUCUUUAAGAUGUAUGGUUUUUAUAAAAAUAAAGCUUAAGGAGGUUAUUAAACAUUGUUUUUGUCCGAUGCUCUAAUUGUCAUGGAAGGAUUCUUUUAAGUUUUCCACUAAAUGUAUCUUAUGUUUAAUAAAGCCUUAUUACUCUUA
Macrobrachium nipponense is the source of this 1762-nucleotide messenger RNA. Its product is annotated as elongation factor 1-alpha-like. Gene Ontology annotation, molecular function: GTPase activity; GTP binding; translation elongation factor activity. The record is from RefSeq and is a predicted model, not a curated record. The transcript has 3 exons. NCBI's taxonomy places the organism in Eukaryota, Metazoa, Arthropoda, Malacostraca, Decapoda, Palaemonidae. The coding region runs from base 187 to 1572 and encodes 461 amino acids. Gene Ontology annotation, biological process: translational elongation; translation.